CAACGUCAUCUACAAACCACAUCCGUUCGUCCCUCCGUUCGACAUCAGCGUCAUCUCAUCAAGCGAUCAACAAAUUCCACGCGCACACAACAACGAAGAAUUCCCCAAAACCACAUUUUCCACAAACAAAAACAGCAUUUGUCCGAGAAGCACACGACGAAAAACAAACAAUCAUGCCCGCCUACACGCUAGUCGUCCACCUCUACGCCAUCGACGACGCCGAAGCCAUCAAGAAACUUUCCGCGAAGCUGCAGGAGGCUAGUCAAGUGUACAGCAAUGAUAAGGAAUGUCUAGGCUGGUUCGUAAUGCAAGAUCACAAAGACCCGCGGGCUUUCACCAUCGUCGAGCGAUAUGCGCAUGAGAGCAGUCAGAAAUACCAUCUGGAGAAUCCUUACUGGAAGACUUUCGACCCCUAUGUCAUCCCGUUGUUGGCCAAGGACAUGGAUCUCCGCCGCUUCAAUGAGCUGGACACCAGCACUGAAGUCAAAGUGGAGCAGGAUGCGCAGCUUUGGGAGAACGUCAAGAAGCAUCAAUCUUGAACUGUGAUUGGGAUAGGAUAUGCAUAGUUGAAAGGGAAGACUGAUGUCCCCAAUGAAAGCAUUUGACUGCAAUGACAGGCACUGUUGGCCGCGAUCGUGAUCCGUGAUGUUCUUGGUGUGUUUCAGGUCAGGAUACUGAACUUCACAGAACAAUGAACCUUAUUCCC
This is a messenger RNA of Dissoconium aciculare CBS 342.82, 706 nucleotides long. RefSeq lists its product as uncharacterized. NCBI's taxonomy places the organism in Eukaryota, Fungi, Ascomycota, Dothideomycetes, Mycosphaerellales, Dissoconiaceae. The coding region runs from base 174 to 539 and encodes 121 amino acids. The record is from RefSeq and is a predicted model, not a curated record. The transcript has 3 exons.